This is a messenger RNA of Colletotrichum destructivum, 5380 nucleotides long. Its product is annotated as Putative six-hairpin glycosidase superfamily, glycogen debranching enzyme. Gene Ontology annotation, molecular function: 4-alpha-glucanotransferase activity; amylo-alpha-1,6-glucosidase activity. The record is from RefSeq and is a predicted model, not a curated record. The coding region runs from base 443 to 5173 and encodes 1576 amino acids. NCBI's taxonomy places the organism in Eukaryota, Fungi, Ascomycota, Sordariomycetes, Glomerellales, Glomerellaceae. The transcript has 3 exons. Gene Ontology annotation, biological process: glycogen biosynthetic process; glycogen catabolic process.
CCCCCUUCUACUACCUGCCUCCGUCUCUUUCUCUCUCUCACCCGCAUACACAUACACACACGUACCUACCUUCGUACAUCGUACAUCCUCAGGCGCGUCACCCCGUCUACCGGACCUCACCACUUGGGCUCUUCUUUACCUCCUCUCUCUCUCCCUCUCUCUCCCUCAAGUUUAUCUACAAUUAUCGCCAGUCGUUGAACCCUCAAGACCACGGCCUGUCCGCCAACAACCGCAUCUCAGCACACCUCAGUCGCUCUUCAUCAAUUGCUGGUCCCAGCCGCCCCCCAGCUUUCCUCCCCAGCACCCGGCCCAUUGUUUCGCCCGGAAUCGUCUCCGCAUCCAGCGCACCCACCUCCCCUCUCCUCGUCCUGCUCCUGUUGCUGUUACCCACGUCGCCGAUCCGUCCGCGGGGCACCAAAGUUGCCUCCUACAACCCAGGCAAAUGAUACCGAAAACCAUGAUAUCCAACGAAGUAUACCUCCUCCCCCUCAACGACGACGGCUCGCCCCAGGUCGCCGGCGAAUACGUCUACAUCGCCCCAAAAACCAACGAUCCCGUAACGAUCCGCUUCGCCAUCGAGGGCACCUCGUCCGUCUGUCGCCAUGGCAGCCUGUGGGUCAACAUUCCAGAGCAGGGCGCCGAGUUCCACAGACAUGAAUUUCGCGAGUUCAAGUUGAAACCCGACUUCAAUCGCACCAUUGAAAUCUCCGUUCCCAUCUUCCAGGCCGGCGCCUACGCCUUCUACACCACCUAUGCCGAGUUGCCAGACCUCGCCGAAGAGCUCGACGCCACCCCUCAGUCCACCACAUCCGCAGUUACCAACAAGAAGACGCCCCUCUACUACAUCGAUGUCGCCCCGCGCCUCAGCCUCGACGGCCGCCCUCUGCCGCUGCCCGCUCUGUCCAUCUUUUCUGUCAUUAGCAAGUUCAUGGGCAAGUACCCGACCGACUGGGAGAAGCACCUGCGCGGCAUCAGCGACCGCGGCUACAACAUGAUCCAUUUCACCCCGCUGCAGGUCCGCGGCGCCUCCAACUCCCCCUAUAGCCUGUACGACCAGUUGGGCUGGGACCCAGACUGCUUCCCCGCCGGCGAGAAAGACGUCCGGGGCCUCGUCGAGAGCCUGGAGAAGCAGUACUCCAUGCUGAGUUUGACCGACAUCGUCCUCAACCACACAGCCCACAACAGCGCCUGGCUGCAGGACCACCCCGAGGCCGGAUACAACCUGGUGACGGCCCCUUGGCUGGAGUCGGCCUGGCUGUUAGACACGAAGCUGCUGGAGCUCAGUGACAACCUCGAGAAGCUCGGUCUUCCCACCGAGGUGAAGAGCGACGAGGACCUGAUCAAGCUCAUGGACGCUAUCAAGAAGCACGUCAUUUCAGAAAUUCGCCUGUGGGAAUACUACGCCAUUGAUGUUGAGCGCGACGUCGAUGCCGCCUUGGAAGCUUGGGUUGCUGGCCGUGCCACCUCGCCCGAGGACGCCGCCGGUGGCGCAUCUGUUGCUGGCCUCAAGGACGCCUCCCAGAAGGACCAUGCCCAAUUCCUCAUCGAACACGGUCUGCAGGGCGCCGACCGCAUGGGUGAGCGAUUCCGGAAGACGGUCGAUCCCAAGGCCGCCUCUGGCCUCCUCUCGGUCAUUUUCGGACGCUACGAGGGCGAGGAGGGCUCCACGCCAACCAAAGCAGCGGCCAGGUCCAAGCUCGUCUCCCUCUUUGACGAAAUCAAUUUGCCUUUCUACAAGGAGUACGAUACCGAGAUUGGCGAGAUCCUGCAGCAGCUGUUCAACCGCAUCAAAUAUUGCCGACUCGACGAGCAUGGCCCGCGCAUGGGUCCCAUUAACAAGGAAUUCCCUCUCAUCGAGACCUAUUUCACCCGCUUGCCCAAGAACGACACGACCGCCAAGAACAAGCCCGAGGAGAACGUCCUCGUGAACAACGGCUGGGUCUGGGGUGGCAAUGCCCUCAUUGAUCAUGCUGGUCCUGAGUCUCGUGUUUACCUCAGACGCGAAGUCAUUGUUUGGGGAGACUGCGUUAAACUCCGCUACGGCAACGGUCCGUCCGACAGCCAGUUCCUAUGGGACUAUAUGACCAAGUAUGCUCGUAUGCUGGCCAAGUACUUCGCCGGCUUCCGCAUCGACAAUUGCCACUCCACCCCGCUCCAUGUGGCCGAGCACAUUCUCGACGAGGCGCGCCGCGUCCGCCCGGAUUUGUACGUCGUCGCCGAGCUUUUCACUGGCUCUGAGGAGAUGGACUACGUCUUCGUCAAGAGGCUGGGCCUGAGCGCGUUGAUCCGCGAAGCCAUGCAGGCCUGGAGCACCGGCGAGCUGAGCCGCUUGGUCCACAAACACGGCGGUCGCCCCAUUGGCAGCUUCGAGGUUGACGAAAUCUCCAAGGCCGACUCCAAGUCGCCCAUGAGCCCCAUGAGCCCGUCUGUCGAAGGCGGCGAUAUGCUCAACGGAAGCAGCCCGUCUUCGCGCGAGAUCAUCCGGAGGAUCAAGCCGGUGCCCGUCCAAGCGCUCUUUAUGGACUGUACCCACGACAACGAGACCCCGGCUCAGAAGCGCGAUGCGCGCGACACCCUCCCUAACGCCGCUCUCGUCAACAUGUGCGCUAGUGCCACCGGCAGUGUCAUGGGCUACGACGAGAUCUACCCCAAACUAGUGGACCUCGUUAACGAGACCAGACUGUACACCUCCGAGUCCUCUUCCAAGCCGGUCAAGGUCGGCGGUGGCCGAAACGGCAUAGGCGGCAUCAAGAAGCUCCUGAACCAGAUCCAUACCCUGAUGGGCAAGGAUGGAUACGACGAAACUCAUAUUCACCACGAGGAUCAGUACAUCACUGUCCACAGGGUCCACCCCGAGUCACGAAAGGGCUACUUCCUCAUCGCACACACCGCCUUCCCUGGCUACGGUAACGGCAACGGUGCUUUCAACGCUGUUCAUCUGGGCGGCACAAAAGCUCGCCAUCUUGGCAGCUGGAUGUUGGAGGUUGACGCCGGCGACGAGGCCAGGAAGGAUGUCCUGGAUGACAAGAAGCUCCUGCGCGGCUUGCCGAGCCGUGUCGUCGACGUCCCGGGUGUUCGUAUGGAGGUCAAGGGUGACGAUACCAUCAUUACCGUCCGCGACAAGUUCCCCCCCGGCAGCAUCGCUCUUUUCGAGACGUGGAUCCCGGCUGCCGAGCACUCGUCGGGACUGGACAACUAUGUCACCUCAGGCGCGAGGUCCGCGGUGGAGAACCUGAACCUUGUCGACCUCAAUUUCCUGCUUUACCGAUGCGAGGCCGAGGAGCGCGACGGUAGCGGCGGCAAGGACGGCUGCUACGACAUUCCUGGGCACGGCAAGCUCGUCUAUGCUGGUCUUCAGGGGUGGUGGAGUCUUCUCAAGGACAUCAUCCGCGACAACAACCUCGCCCACCCUCUGUGCCAGAACCUCCGCGACGGUCAGUGGGCCCUCGACUACAUUGUUGGCCGGCUGGAGCGCAUUAGCAAAACUGCCGACUUUGACCGUCUUGAGAAGCCUGCUGUCUGGUUGAAGGAGCGCUUCGAUGCCAUCCGGAAGAUUCCCAGCUUUUUGCUGCCGAGAUACUUUGGCCUCGUGUUGCGAACACUGUACAACGCCUCGUGGGAGCGCGGUCUCGGACUCAUGAACGAUAAUGUUCGCGAAGGGCAGUGGUUCCUCCAGAGCCUUGCAAUGGUCAGCGUACAAGAGACCGGUCUGGUAAAGUCUGCGUCCCUGUGGCCGAAGAAGCUGGUGCCUUCGCUGGCGGCCGGCCUGCCUCACUUUGCUGUCGAGUGGGCGAGGUGUUGGGGACGAGACGUUUUCAUUUCACUCCGGGGUCUCUACCUGGGCACCGGCCGCUUCGACGAGGCCAAGGAGCACAUCCUUGCCUUCGCCAGCGUCUUGAAACAUGGCAUGAUUCCCAACUUGCUUAGCAGCGGAUCGCUCCCUCGUUACAACUCUCGCGACUCCAUCUGGUUCUUCCUCCAGUGCAUUCAGGACUACACCAAGUUUGCCCCCAACGGACUGGAUCUCUUCAAGGAGAAGGUCAAGCGACGGUUCCUUCCCUACGACGACACCUGGUUCGAUGUCGAGGACUCCCGUGCCUACUCGCAGGAGAGCACGAUCGAGGACGUCGUCCAGGAGGCUCUCCAGAGACACGCCUCGGGCAUGUCUUUCCGUGAGGCCAACGCUGGCCCGUCGAUCGACUCCCAGAUGAGCGACGAGGGUUUCAACAUAUCCAUCAAGCCUGAUUGGGAGACCGGUAUCAUCUUUGGCGGUAACCAGCACAACUGCGGUACGUGGAUGGACAAGAUGGGCGAGAGCGAACGCGCCGGUUCCAAGGGCGUUCCCGGCACACCCCGCGACGGCGCUGCCAUCGAGAUCACAGGUCUCCUGUACAGCACCCUCAAGUGGCUGGCUUCCCUCAACUCGGAGGGCAAGUACCAGUACUCCUCAGUGAAGAAGGCGGACGACUCCUCCAUAUCCCUCAAGGACUGGGCCGGCCUCAUCCGCGCAAACUUUGAGCAUUGCUACUACGUUCCUCUGACCCCCGAGGAGGACUCCAAGUACGAUGUCAACCCCAAGGUCAUCAACCGACGUGGCAUCUACAAGGACCUGUACAAAUCUGGCAAGGAGUACGAGGAUUAUCAGUUGCGCGCCAACUUCCCCAUCGCCAUGUGCGCGGCCCCCGAGCUCUUCGAUCCCGAGCAUGCUCUGCACGCCCUCUUGGUCGCCGACAAGACCAUCCGCGGCCCUACGGGCAUGGCAACUCUAGACCCUGCGGACCUCAACUACAGACCGUACUACCGCAACAGCGAGGACAGCGACGACUUCGCCACGAGCAAGGGACGCAACUACCACCAGGGUCCGGAGUGGUUGUGGCCGACGGGCUUCUUCCUCCGUGCCCUGCUGAAGUUCGAUCUCGCGAGGAGGGGAUCCGAGGCCGGACGUAUCGAAGCCUUCCAGCAGGUCACGCGGAGAUUGAUGGGCUGCAAGCAGAUGAUCCGGGAGAGUGUAUGGGCAGGGUUGGCCGAGCUCACGCAGAAGGAUGGCGAGGACUGCCCCGACUCGUGCCCCACGCAAGCAUGGUCCGCUGGCUGCUUGAUCGACUUGUACAUGGAUGCUGCCGAAGAGCAGAGUGACAAAGCCAAGAUUGCCUUACCUGUAAGGACCAAGUAAACGAUUCGUCGUCGUCAAAACUAAUAGCUCCCACUGGGUAACGUGUUCAGGAUGGUGAGACGGUUUGAGAGUUUCAAAAAGGGGGAUGCAGAGAAGAAGGCAUGGAACAGGCGAAAAGCCGAGUAAAGUCAUUGAUUCACCUUUUUGGACGAGGGAUACGGCUGGGGGUUUCAGAUGGUAUAUAGAUAUAAGGCAUUAAUAAUAACC